Messenger RNA from Punica granatum (pomegranate), 1221 nucleotides. The record is from RefSeq and is a predicted model, not a curated record. Lineage: Eukaryota; Viridiplantae; Streptophyta; Magnoliopsida; Myrtales; Lythraceae.
CAUCAUAUACUGCAUUUUCUGCAAUCCCGCUUAUAUCUGCCAACACGGCAUAGUCCCCAAUAGCUAGAAAGCGCGAGCUCCAAAUACUCCUCACUCUCAGUCCACAGUAUGGCGAGUAGUAAAUAUUGAACAAGAGUCGGAAAUGGAGACGGUAAACCUUCUGGGCAUUAGCAGCUGCUGGUCAUGCGAUCUAUGCAAAGCAGGGGCACGCAUAUUCUACUGCCACGACCAUUCAGCCUACUUCUGCAUCCUCUGUGAUCAGCGCGUUCACUCGAUCAGCUCUGCAGGCCCUGAGCAGCACGAGCGUGUGUGGGUGUGCAACUCAUGCGAGAAGGCUCCUGCAGAUCUCAUCUGCGAGGCUGAUGCAGCCUUCCUGUGCAGGAGUUGUGACGAUGAGAUCCACUCAGCAAACGUACUGGCCCAGAGGCAUGUGAGGGUCCCAGUGAAGUCCGUCCCCUGUGUUGCCUCGGACCAAAACGAGCACGCAGACACACUGUUCGACUUUGGCGGCGGCUAUUUAGGCCAAGAGGCUUGCGAGGAGAUUAAUGAUGACGAGACUGAUUCCUGGUUGUUGCUUGAUCCUGCUAUUCCAGAUGAAAACUUGUGCCCUGAGUAUCAACCUCCAGACCACUCCAACUAUUGGGAUAAUUCUAGGUGUUUGAAGGAGCCCAAGCAGCAGGAAUACGAUCUCGGGAAGGAUGCUUUCAUCAACAGCUUGUCGAGUCAGCAAACAGUUCCUGAAUCAGUCACCAGAAUUUCACAGAAGCCGGCUACAAUCACUAUCUCGAAUUCUUAUGCUAUGCCUCUGAUGGGCAACUCUCAGAUCUUCUUGGCGGGCCCACCAAUGAUUCCAUGCCAGAUGAUGAACAGGGAAGCAAAAGUGUUAAGGUACAAAGAGAAGAAGAAAGCGAGGAAAUAUGAAAAGAAAGUCCGCUACGCGUCAAGAAAGGCCUAUGCAGAAAGCCGCCCUCGGGUCAAAGGCCGAUUCGCAAGUAAACUGGAUAUUGAACUCGAAGUGGAUCAGAUGUUCUCAUUGGAUGAGUAUGGCUGCAAUCUGUUUUGAUGGUUGCAUGCUGGUGAAACAGCCGAGGAAAUCGCUCGGUUUUGAAAAUCUUGCAGUCGCCAUACAUCUCAUGUUAUGAUCUUUACUUCAGGAAGCAGCAGUAGAAACUCUAGAUUGAUCAAUAAAUAUUAGAAAUAUCAAGUGACAGUUUUAUAUGU